GGCUUCAGUUCACUUGUGUCAGUUGUGGAGCAAUGUGCUCUUGCACGAUUGGCUGUGUGCGUAUAACUAUGAAUGAUUUGACUCCUCUGGUUAAAUAAAGUACUUCUCCAUGACAAGAAGCAAAGAGAUAAUUGUGUAAAAAUAGGAGCGCGUCAAGUCACAUAAGAAGAAUUGGGUUUACUAAAAUUAGUAUUGUGCAUUGAGUGAGGCAGGAGGAAAAGUGUUUGUUGUCAACUAACGUUGUUGCUAAUAAUAUAAUACCGUUUACAGCAUAAAGUUAGCGUUGUGGAGGACGCUUGUUCUCAGUGGUGGUGCUCCUGCCACAGGAAGUGGCUGGAAGUGGUGGUCAAAUGCAGGCGUCAGUGUUGAGCAUGCACCAGAGGGUGGGGUUGGUACGGUUGGACGCAGGGGGGUGCAUCUCCCUCUCCGACGUCCUCCACGCGUUCACUACCGGCGUCAAGGAGGAGCAGGCUUGGGCCCUUUGCCACCAGGUCAUCAAGGCUGGGCAGGCCGUCCUCAACAACCCAGAGGACAAAAACCACUCCUUUCUCGUCACGGAAACCUUACAUGUCAAAUUGCACCAGGACGGGAGUGUUCACAAAGACACGUUUCUGCUAGAGCCAGAACCUCAAGGAAAAGGACCACCCAGGGUUCACAGUUCUGAUGAAUGCAAGAUUAUCUCUAAACUGGUACAUGUUGUGUACGAUGCUUUGGAGUACGGCAUGGAGUUUGAAGCAGAGCGUGUGUUGAGUCCUGAUUUGGAAGGAUUUCUGGAGAAAAUGGCUUAUGCAGACGAAUCAGGUGAAAGAUCAGAAACGGAUGACGAAGGCAUCGAAGGAGAUUCGUACGAUGACCACCUCAACUCCAGAUCCUUCAAUUUUCUAGCUCUCCUCAAGGUAUGUCGAGAUAGGCUCGGAAGUUCCCCCAGCGGAGGCUUGUCCUCCUCGGGAAGUCUGAGCAAUUUGUGCCAGAGUGGGAGCGGAAAUGGAAACCAGACAGCGGCCGACAACCAUUACAAAGCUGUCGUUCGUGCCCUUGUAGCCGAAACGCUUGAGCUGUCCACCUUUCUCGAGAAAGUGGCGCAGGGAACGCACGAGUUGAGGGCACCUCGCUCUUCGAGCAGAAGUUCUGGGGGCAGCAACAGUGACGGCGGUUCCGGAGAAAGCCUGGAAGGUCUCCAUUUCACUGUUUGGGCGAGAUUGUGGGUCCAAGUAAUCCGAGAUUUGCGGAACGGUGUGAAGCUAAAGAAGGUGGAUUCCUUCGACUCGAGCGGUCGUGGCUGCCCUCCGAUAGAAUAUGAACUCACGCCCUAUGAAAUCCUCAUGGAUGACAUUCGAUCUCGUCGAUACAAAUUGAAGCAGGUAAUGGUGGAUGGGUCGCUACCUCAGAGGGUGAAGCGGGAUGCACACGAACUCAUCCUCGAGUUCAUCCGGGGACGACCUCCUCUCAGAAAGGCUGCAGAUCGUGUCUUAGCCCCACCUCCAGAGAAACUCCUCCCACCAAUCGAAGCCCUUAUGGAAAGCAUACGAACCCAAAAUCCUCAAAAUCUCAGACCUACCAAAACUAUUGUGAGAAGUUCCGUUCGAAAAGAAUCCCUUCGCCAUCGACAAGCACCUCGUCGUCAAACAUCGCACGAAAUGACGUCUGAUAGGUCAUCAGCGUCCGGGAGGUCAUCAUCAACACCAGCGUCCAAAAAAUCUGCCGACAUUCCAGACGUCACUUCUUCCACCUCGACAAAAAAUAGUACAUCUGGAGGCCAGAAUGACAGUUUGCAGUCUCAGUCUACACCACAGAGGAGACUUAUCAAGGCUGAUUUGGAUGCACUGUAUGGAAAUGAUAAGGAUGACGAUAGUGAUGAUGACCAUCUACAACUCCAAGUAACAAAAGAUAGCGACGGAACCUGCUAUUACGGUCACAUAUGUCCGGAACAUACUCAGUCUGAGCCAACAACCCCUUGGAAAACGAGGACAGACCUUCUGUGUGACAGUUCUUCCAAUGUGGACAACAGAAGAAGGCACACAAUUUGCAAUCCUGAUAUGACUGAAGAACACGGUGCUCUCAUGAUCACGUUCCCACUCGAGUAUACAAACACGCUGAACGUUUACAACUCGCUAAAUGGGCCCGCCGUGUCCCCAAUUCUGGCGAGAAGGAAGCAAAACCUGCCUCGUUCCAUGUCGAAGAGCAUGUUGCAGGAAGAAUUCUUCCAAUCGAAUCAGUGGCAGACGGCGAUGGAAUGCUUGUCUCUAAACUUGGAGGAGGUGGUUCAUAUUCGGAAUGUUUUAACGAAGGCAGAGUUGGAGUCUUUACCAGUAGAUUGUAGUACGAAGGAGGAUGUUCUAAAAGGAAAGGUCUGUUUCCUAUGUCUCAAGGCAAGGUUUAGCUUGUUUGGACCAUGGGGGAAUACCUGCAAGCUUUGCAAGCGGAUGGUGUGUGCCAAAUGUUGCUCAAAGAUGCGAAUACCCACAGAGCACUUUGCUAACAUCCCCGUUUCCACCCUGAGCCCACUUCUCUCACCCACGAGAGAAGAGGACUCUCCGACAAAUACGCCAGGAAAAUCCCCCUCACCACUUCAUCCCUCCGGGGUGGGAGGAGUAGGAGGCAGUUGUCACAGCCUUAUGGGCAAGGGGCGAAAGAACAGCGUAGGCAGUGCACCAACGUCGCCCUCACUCUCCCGUAAAUCGGACGACUCUGGUCAGCGGUCCAUUUCUCCUGGCGGCUUGCUGGAUGGCGACGACCUGCGCGACCGGAUCUCUCCUGAUGGACAAAGUGGUCCAUACAGUCUUCCCACCGUCUCAUCCAUCUCCCUUAGUCUCCAAGCUCUCAAAAGACGUGGAUUUGGCCGGAAAAAGGAAGAGGGCAAGACUGAAAGACUGAUGGGUCAGUUGAUGGUGGUGUGUCAUGACUGCAAAGCUAUGGUUCUUCAAAUUAUUCGUACCUCCCGAGUGAACAAAGGACAACAUUUAAGGGCAAAUAUGACCCUUGACCUUCCGCAGCUACACCAGCUGGCUUAAAUUUAUCAAACGAACUUGAUAACGCUACUCAAAAAUUUAAAUUAUUUUAACUAAUUCAUUCCAGUUCAAGAGUGCAGAAACAUCAAAGAAUCAUUUUGUCUCGCAAACGUAUAAUCUUCUUAUUUUCUCCAACCUAGACUCGUAGCAACUCCUUUCUUUGUGAUAAUUAUUCAUACUUAUACACUGACUAUUAAUUUAUGCAUGCGCAUUCCGGUAUUACAAUGUACAUACAUACAUAGGCCAUCACAUUCGUUCAAUCAUAUUAUUCUCAAAUUUGAAUACAUCAGUUGUCUUGUGCAUAAUUUUUUUAAUAGGUGUUUGCUUCCAAUAAUGCUCUCCUAACUGAAUCUAUAUUAUACAUACAAUACUUGACAUCUCAAUUUUGAAAUUUAAAUCUCAAAGUAAAAUUUAUAAUGAGCAUUACUAUUGAAACUGUGAAACCUGAAUGUUCAACCUUAACUAUUGGUGCUCUUCUCUUUCAUAAUACAUAAUGUUAUCACCUAUAGGAUGGAACAAUUGCAUUUAUGUGUAUGAAUGAAGUAGCAAGCAAAUAUACAUACAUAUAUACAUACAUAUAUCACACAUUUCUGGAUAGAAUGAAUCUACAAAUCUACAAAUCUUAAAUGAAAUUACAAAACUAGAAGCUUUAGACAGGCCUAUGCGUAAUACGAAAGGUUAACUUGCAUUAUAAUACUAUAUAAUUAAUACACAAAUAUCUGCCUCUACUGCUUACCACAAUUAUAUAUAAUAUGUAUGUAGUUGGCUAUUUCUGGUGAAGGAUCUAUUACUCAUCAGUCCUUGAAAAAUAUUUUCAAUCUAAUCUGUCUGUGAUCCUAAACUUAUCUACGAUGGAUGUACGUUACAUUGUGCGUGUAAACACAUUUCAUAAUUUAUUCUUUACAUGGAAUGUGAGGGGGAGAAAAUUUUCAACCAUAUUUUGUAUAGGAAUAAUUCCCAUACGUAAAAAAUGUGUAUAUUUAUUUAACCGGAUGGCGAGUUGUUUGGUUCAGGUCAAAGUUCAAACAUUAAAAAGUCACGUCAAGUAAGUCAUCGCACCUCAGAUAUUUCGAGCAGCCAUAUUUUUGCAGCUACUACUGACAAAAUCCAUUUUUGUUUUCAAAAUCCUGAUACAAAGUUGGUAAACUAGUCAAUCAACCAUUUUUUUCGUGGUAUUGUAAGUUAUAUAGUGACCUACGAGUAAUAAUGUUUAGAAGUACAUACAAUAAUUGUGUGCAAUUGAAAUUACUUAAUACAAUAAUUAAUAAUUAAUUGGAAACUUAAUAUGCAUUUUCGUGAAAUAAGUCAAAAUAUGUUAUGUUCAGUUCAGUAAUAAGUUCAAAUUAAAGAUCAAGCAAAUGAGGGAACUAGAAUUAUCGAUAGUAAUAAUUAUUGAUGCAUUUAUACCAAUAAAUAAUAUAUUUUGCCAUUACUCCUCCCACAAAACAAACUUAAAUUGUUACUAGUUUUAAAGGACAGUGUAAAGUAAAACUUGAUGUAUGAUAAUUUUCAUUUGUAUCCUAAUUUUGCAUGUACUUGAACAUCGGCAUGUUUCGAUUUAAUAGGAUAAAUUGACUUGUGUUUGGCUAAAGUAUUUAUGUAUGCGCAAAAGAAGUAUUUAAACUACUCGUGUGAGUAAAGUGAGUAAAUGUACAAGUAUAAAAUUAAAUCACUAGAAAAGGUAUCAUAAUUUUUUUUCUUCGAAUUUUUAAGAUGUGCUAACCAUCGCUAAAUUAGGCAGGUAGACCAAAAAUGAACACGUUUUAUGUCAUAUGUCGCGAGUUUCAAAAUAUGAUCUUUAUAGAACUAAUUAUUGUACAUACAUACAGGAUACAUGGUGCGCAUUUAUAUAAAUCAACAACGCGAAGGGGUAGUGGUAUCAAAUUUAACUUUACGUCACAAUCCGGGCUUCAGAUUUUAUUUUACAGGGAUUGCCUCGAGUCGGAUUAUAUUCAAUAAAUUCCUACUGGAAAACCGGAUUGUGAUAGAAUAGAUAAUCACUAAUCAAUCAUAAUAGGAUAUACUUCCAAGACAUGUAUACCACAAACCUCUAAAUUAGUUAACCAAUGUGAAAAUUUAAUAAUGUAUAGUUUUGUUUCCAUCCCCGGUA
Folsomia candida is the source of this 5118-nucleotide messenger RNA. It is a transcript of the gene spir, whose product is annotated as protein spire. NCBI's taxonomy places the organism in Eukaryota, Metazoa, Arthropoda, Collembola, Entomobryomorpha, Isotomidae. Gene Ontology annotation, biological process: actin nucleation; cleavage furrow formation; polar body extrusion after meiotic divisions. Gene Ontology annotation, molecular function: actin binding. The transcript has 14 exons. The record is from RefSeq and is a predicted model, not a curated record. Bases 351 to 3011 code for a protein of 886 amino acids. Gene Ontology annotation, cellular component: cytoplasmic vesicle membrane; cell cortex.